Trichoplusia ni (cabbage looper) is the source of this 2823-nucleotide messenger RNA. RefSeq lists its product as uncharacterized. Lineage: Eukaryota; Metazoa; Arthropoda; Insecta; Lepidoptera; Noctuidae. The record is from RefSeq and is a predicted model, not a curated record. The coding region runs from base 205 to 2808 and encodes 867 amino acids. The transcript has 17 exons.
UUUAAAUUUUAUUAAGUCCUAUCUAAAACUUUAAAAAUAUAUUUAAAUUUAUAAACCUGUAUGAGAUAUUUGAGCUACGACAUCUACUUUAUUCAUUACCAACUAAGUAAUAUUUUUUUAUUCCUUGACCACCGUUACCGAGGCAUAUUAGAUCGAUACAAAUGAAAUUCCGUGUUAGGCUUAUACAAAAUACCGUGAAUCAAAAUGUCUAGUCCAAAUCCAGAACCUGAUUUAUCAUCAAUGUUUAUGCAAAGAGGAGAUGGACCAGGGAACCGAAGUCCUACGAGGUCCGAUGGUUCCUCGCGAAGAAAUUCAUCAGCAAAAGCCAACAUUUCUGCUGAAACAAUAACUGUCAAAGACUUUUUUGACUUCAUGAAGACUGCUUAUCAGGUUUAUGAACAUUUAGAGGGUGAUGAAGACGAAGGUUCGAAAAUUGACUGGGACGAACUAACCAAGUUGACGGUAAUAAACCAUGUCAUCGAACAACAAGAGCGAGAUCUUCUGUACCAGACCGCUUACGCUGAACAAAAGCCUACCGUGAGCAAAAGUGCUUGUACUAUCGAAAAUAAAAACAGUGAAGAUCGUCUUGAGAAAAGAUUUAGUUGCAGCGAACUGGAAGGAAAAGGACGUCGACGUUCUUUACCACCCGAAGCAAGAGUUGAGAUGCUUGGCAUUUGGACAGAGGCCAAUCUAAAUUGCAAGCUAAACGAUGUAGUAAAUGAGGGGAUUUUGGAUUCUAUUUUACCGUAUUUAGUCGGGUAUAAAAAACCGUCUAAAACAACAAGUGUUUACACACCAAUAAUCAAGAAAGUACCGUCUGGCACUACUGUCGAAAUCAAGAAACCUGCCAGUUUUGGAGGUUUUGUGGACGAGAAAGACUCUAGGGACCGCUUAGGAAGGCGCAAAUCCUCUGUUACUGUAGCCCAAGAUCGAGUCAAUCAAAAACAGGACGGGGAUGUGGAAAUUCACGUUUGUGAUGAAGUGAAAGGAUUGAAAAAAGAUUUUCGGUGCCCUCAAAAAUUGCUAGUUUCGAAAAUGGGAUACUUUGCUGACGUCACAGCCGGUCAAAGGCUGGAGGAUAUGGAUAUAUCAGUACAUUGCGAUAUACAGAUAUUCGACUGGCUAAUGCGAUGGGUGAAAAGGGACACGAUUUUGGUUGCAGACUGGCCUCUACUAGACCCUCAUAACGUGGUGCCUAUUCUUGUGUCAGCUUCAUUUCUACAGAUGGAGCCACUUCUGCACGACUGCCUCAUCUACUGCCACGCGCAUAUCAAUGAGAUUGUGAAGACCUCCACCAACUUAGCUUGUCUCAGCGAUGCGUUGCUCACUAGAUUAUCAGCCAUGUACACGAACGCUGAGCUCGAAGCUAUUAGGGACCGUAAGGACAAGAUUCAGUCUCGCCUGUACUGCAAGAUGAUCCUGUCCCUCGCGGAGCCAGUUCCUGAGACUCUCAGAGGACACUACUCCACGCUGGCUACACUCUUCAAAUGCAGCAAGUGCAAUAAGCUUCUAGGACGUCAUAUCGCGGAACAGGUGCCGUGCCAGCCAGCUAGCAUGCGGAUAGAUAGACGAGGAAACGUUGUCUCAUCACAUACCAAGGAUCAGACAUGGAGUCUGAACGAGUACAUAACGUGGUUGUACGGCGAAAUGCGGUCGUGGCGGCGCGUGUACUGGCGCCUAUGGGCCGACUGCCACUUCCUGCGCUGUCAGCUGUGCGACAGCUAUUUCCCUGCUUAUCAGAUGGAGUGGUGUUCCCACCACGAGCAGCCGGCGCACAUGUUCGCGCUGGAGGGGCGGCCCUCGCUGCCCGCCGGCCGGUACCCCUGCUGCGGCGAGAGGGCUUACAAGUUUGAAACUCUUACCAGGAACACUGGUUGUCAGUUUCGCGAGCACGUCCCGGACGAGCGGCUGGCGACGGACGCGUCGGUGAUGGAGAUCUACAAUCAGUUCCGCGAAAUCAUAGCGAUGCGACCGCCGCAGCUCAUGUUCCCCGAGCGACUGACGCGGCUCGUGGGUAGAGAACCAGGUGACGACGGUAACGGGCGGCUGCAGUGCAAGGAGGUGUUCUGGUGGGAGGGCAUCCUGCUGGUCCCGCCACGCCCGACCCUCGGCCUGCUCGGAAAGCUCUACACCAGCAACAACAAGUUCAACCCCAACGUGAGGCCUGGCUCGCCCGCUUUGGGUACGACGCAAGUAUCCGCGCAGUCCCUGGCCGGGAACUGCUCCAGCGGCACCGUGGUCGCUCCUGAGAGGGACACUAAGACGCCGAAACCACCCCCCGCCAAGGAAACCAGGGAGGACAGCCACAGGAACAAGGCGCCCCGGGCGGCGGCGACUCGGCGGCGGAGUCUGGCGGUGAGCAGUCCAGCUCGUCGGACGACAGCGAGCAGAGCUCGGCCAGCGCGCGCAGCGACGAGGACGCGGCGCCGCGCUCGCAACACCGCGCCCCGCGCAGGCACUCGCACACGCAUGCACAUCCCGCCACUAAGCGUACUCGCGUGGUGGGUCGGCAGUGGAUCUCGUGCUUGUCAGCGCGCAGCAACCAGGACGGGCAGCGCCGCUUCGAGGAGCGCGCCGCCAGACAGAUGCGCGCCGCGCUCGCCCGCACCGCCGCCUUGCAUCAGCAAAACAAGGCCAAGAUGCCGCCCGCGGGCGGCGUGUACGCGCGGCUGGAGGCGGAGUGGCGCGAGCGUCACGGGCAGCGCACGCGCAACACGCUGUCCGCGCGCCCGCGCCCGCACCAGCCCGCCAACAAGUACAAGUGAAACCAAUAAAUGUUCUCACAUCUCUCUUACGACUUUCAUUUAACAACUUUUUAGUUCC